Erigeron canadensis is the source of this 703-nucleotide messenger RNA. RefSeq lists its product as uncharacterized. The record is from RefSeq and is a predicted model, not a curated record. The coding region runs from base 92 to 553 and encodes 153 amino acids. The transcript is spliced from 2 exons. Lineage: Eukaryota; Viridiplantae; Streptophyta; Magnoliopsida; Asterales; Asteraceae.
UAUCUCAACAUGCACCACAUACACACAAAAUCAAAUAACUAGACAGAAAUUGGUUAAUUUGUAAGUGUGACGACCCAAACUAAAAACAAACAUGAAUGCACUCAAACUAUGCAGAGCUACUAGCGAUCAUUAUUCUUCAUUCCUUUCAAAUCAUAAUUUGGUGGACACUCGAAUCAAGAGUAAUGCGAAGACGACUAGCGUUAUUACAACUACUCGUAGAAAUAAUGCGAGGUUUGCAGUAAUGAUUAGAGCUAGUAGCGGUAAUGUUGAUGGGCAAGAAGAGAAAAAGAGUAGCUCGGAGAAACGAACUUUCUUGACCCUAGAAGAAGCUGGCCUUGUUGAGAUGUCUGGUUUGAGCUCUCAUGAAGGCUUUUUAUGUCGCUUGACGAUAUCGUCUCUAAAUCUGCUAAGGGUGAUAGCAGAGCAAGAAGGUUGUAGCAUCGAGGAACUAAACGCGGGGAGGAUUUGUGAUUGGUUUUUGAAGGACAAAUUAAAAGGACAGCAGAAUUUGGACCCUGUUCUUCAAUGGGACGAAUCGAAUUUCCAGUUAUAAUAAUUUAAUUAAUUCACACAAUUUUUUUGACCCGACCCAGCUGCAUGCUCUCUCUAUAUAAUCAAAACAUGUACUCGAUCUAUCUUUCUCACAUUAUACAGUAUGUAAUAAUUAAUUCACUUCAAUAAGGGGUAUUUAAUUUGUACCACA